Messenger RNA from Pipistrellus nathusii (Nathusius's pipistrelle), 573 nucleotides. NCBI's taxonomy places the organism in Eukaryota, Metazoa, Chordata, Mammalia, Chiroptera, Vespertilionidae. The record is from the annotation of a GenBank genome assembly.
AUGGCGGAGAAGGCUCAGAAGAGUGUGAAGAUUGCUCCUGGAGCAGUUGUGUGUGUAGAAAGUGAAAUCAGGGGAGAUGUAACUAUAGGACCUAGGACAGUGAUCCACCCUAAAGCGCGGAUCAUUGCGGAGGCCGGACCCAUAGUGAUUGGUGAGGGUAACCUGAUAGAAGAACAGGCGCUGAUCAUAAAUGCUUACCCUGAUAAUAUCACCCCUGACACUGAAGAUGUGGAACCCAAGCCUAUGAUCAUUGGCACCAACAACGUGUUUGAAGUUGGCUGUUAUUCCCAAGCCAUGAAAAUGGGAGAUAAUAAUGUUAUUGAAUCAAAAGCAUACGUAGGCAGAAAUGUAAUAUUGACAAGUGGUUGCAUUAUUGGGGCUUGUUGCAACCUAAAUACAUUUGAAGUCAUUCCUGAGAAUACAGUGAUCUAUGGUGUAGAUUGCCUUCGUCGGGUGCAGACUGAGCGACCGCAGCCCCAGACACUACAGCUGGAUUUCCUGAUGAAAAUCUUGCCAAACUAUCACCACUUAAAGAAGACUACGAAAGGAAGCUCAACUCCAGUUAAAAACUAA